Messenger RNA from Microsporum canis CBS 113480, 3129 nucleotides. Its product is annotated as WD40 repeat protein. The record is from RefSeq and is a predicted model, not a curated record. Bases 1 to 3129 code for a protein of 1042 amino acids. Lineage: Eukaryota; Fungi; Ascomycota; Eurotiomycetes; Onygenales; Arthrodermataceae. Gene Ontology annotation, molecular function: protein binding. The transcript has 6 exons.
AUGGCAGCUGCUAUUCCGUCUACCCAGUUCCUCCACCUAGCGAAUGUAUUCAGGCUCCUGUGCCUUCGAAGCGAUGCCGAUGAUAUAAUUCUGGAGCUUCUGGGCAGGUUUGCGCUGGAUAAGAUAUACGCUGACAGCAACCGGGAGAAGUUCCAACAACUUGUCGGCACUCUACUUUCACAACUAAACGCUAUCAUCUAUAUCCAGCGUCUAUCGCUACCAUCAGAACGGGAGCAGGUAGAAGAAUACGUGGGGUUCCUGGCCAAUUGGGAGACCAUUGCGCGGUCCAUCGAAUUCGUAUUGCAGGUUGUUAUUGAGGGACACGAGAGCCUCUUCAAUGCUCAUCAGCAGCUGGAUGUGCAACUGGCGGACCUGAUCUCGACGGCAUUGCGUGUUCUGUCCUUUCAUCCCAAGGGCUUACCUGAUAUUAAGGACCAGAAACACCGGUUUGCUCGCAUCCACAGGCUCCUAGACAGGCUACAUGACCGCUUUCCAGGACCGAGGCCAUGCCUACUACUUAUCUGUCGGGAUAUGGCUAAUGCAUUGCUGAAGUAUCCUCUACCUGAGUGCUUAUCAGAUCGAUAUGUUUCCACCAUCGUUGAACAAGAAGGUCCUUCUGUCAACUGGCUGACCCAGUUUUUGGCUCUGAGAGAUAUCACUCAGUUUGUUAUUGGCGCAUCUAUUCAGUACGCGGUAAGCGACGAGACUGAAGACGUAUAUCUCCCAUCAUCGUGCGCCAAAACCCGAAAUGCUAUCCUGGGGUCUCUCGACAAAAUACGCAUGCCCAACAAUUAUCCAAAACUAGAAUUACUGUCUAUGUUCAGCGAGGCUUUUCGAACCAUAUUACCCGAUACCCCCCCGAUCAAUGGAUUCCGAAAUCACUCAGGGUUGCUUGGUGACGUUAAUGGUGUAGAGGCCAUCAAGUCGUUCUGCUUAUCACUUUCGAACAGACAAAUUAUCCAUCGGUCAAGCGAUGGACCCCUGAUACGUGCAAUAGCAGAAGUUAAUAGGCGUAUAACUCUCCUCGAUGACCCGAAUGAGACUUCAGAGGGCAUCGUACCUCGAGUAUAUGCUCUGAACUGCAAGUCCUGUCAUCUUGCUGGAGAUACCCAGUUACAGGUUCUGGAGCAUCUUGAAUUUCCGAGUCCGACAGAAGGGUCUGAGAUCGGAUUACCCCCAAACACGAAAUGUGUACAAUGCAACCAAGUUGUCACACUUGCGCGAGAGAUACCACUUAUAAGAGAGACGUGGGAGCUCCUUAAUGAUAUUGAUUACAAUGCUGACCCUCCUAGCGAGCAACGACACUUCUCCCCUCCAUAUCAGUUAUUCCCGUCUAAGAUGCUCUCCGAUCCUUCAUCAUCUCUCAAGUUACCACAGAGCCCCAAACCUAUUCCUAGUCCAACCACUAUAGGAAGAUCUCCCACCGCCACACAUAGUGUAUCUCCAGUUUCUCCAGAAACAAGGCACGGCACUGAUGAUAGCUUUAGUCAAGAGCACACAAUAGGGUCCAUAACUGAAAUAGUUAGCCCUGAUGCCGAACUUUCUAGGCAGCACCUUACCCAUACAUCAGAUCAUCUUGUUCAAAAUGGUUGUGAAACGCAUCAUAAACCCCCCCGGUCAGGCAAAAUAACAGACGUUCGUCGCACUGCUAGCCAGCAUAGUGUUUCACCACCCCGUCCUGGAACAUCAAGCAAGACUCACCUUCCUAGGAAAAGGCUGUCAGAUUGGCUCACUAAAAGAGAGCAUCGAGCUGCAGCAUCAGGGGAUGCAAGCUCUCAUUCGUCCGGAUCAAUGGAAAACCAGCGGCCAGAGGAGAUCUGUCUGAAGAGCCUGACUAGUGCUUCAAAAUCCCAAGGGAGAGGAAAGGUCUCGAAGCUGAUGAGUGUAAGCCUCUCGCAGAAUAGUACCAAUGCCCUAUUUUGGAUGCCUUCUACGAUUCAAGUGUGGGAUGUUGGUGUUUCCCCUGCGGCUGUGACUAGAGUUAUUCCAACGGAAGGCUCAUGUCUGCUUGCUGCUGUUACAAAAAGAUAUUUGGCAUACAUGGUUGGAAGUAAGGACCAAAAACUCACACUCCGAAUAAUCAACCUUUCACUUCCAACUGCUGCACCUCUUGAAUAUCAAAUGCCUUCAUCACAAUGGUGUAAGAGCAUUGCCAUUUGUCCGAGAGAAUCACAUGUUGCUGUAGGGUUCGAAAACGCUACCGUUCGCUUCUUUAAAACUACCAUGUAUGAACCCCAGCGAGAAUUCCGCCUUCAUAACAGAUAUCAUACCCCUAGCGAGUGCGAGAAUUGCCCACCGGUCGAUACAUUGUCCUUCUCACCCGAUGGGGAGACACUCAUCGCAAGCACAAGAAAUUUGAAAGGGGUAAUCCAAACUUUCAUCCGCAGGGCGUCGACAUUUACUUUCCAGGAGCUUUCAAACUGUCACUACCCCAUUCCCCUGCAUGAGUCAGAGGACGGGGGGAUCUCAUCCGUCGUUUUUAGGCCGGGUGUCGGCGGAGAGGAUGACCUGGUAUGUAUCACAACGUGGACGCAAUCGGGUACCCCAUUAUUACUGUCUCCCAAGACUGGGCAUCGAGUCGAAAUUAAGGCCGAUAACUCCAGUCACGGACGCCGCCUUGGUACACGAGUGCAAUGUGCUGCGUUCUCUUUGACAGGAAAACAGCUCGCCAUGGUGAAUGACAAGGGCUACAUGUACCUUGUAUCUAAUCUCAACUCAAGCGUGAUGGAAGCUCGAAGGCUCGCCACCACUAAGGAACUCACUGCCAGGUGUAGCUUUUACGCGAUGUCGUUUAUGAUACUGCAGGGCGACGAAUCAAUCGUUCUUGCAUGGGCCGAUGUAAGCAAAAGUGUGGGCUAUAUUAGAAGAAUACCCAUACCCUUCACACAUGGCGAGUCCACGAUUGCAGAUAUCGUACAAUCCCACCCAGCGGAUCUAACGGAACUGCCUGCAGACGUAGGAGCUAGCGCCUAUGGUUCGUUCACGGGCCGCUCGGGUGAUAAUCACCAAAAUACCAGCCAUAUCCCAUCUCGACCAGCCGCUCGAUAUAGGACUGUCUCAGCUCGUCCAGUUGAGCUGCCUGCUACAGAUGGGCUGAUAUCGUUGUCCCUGAAGACUCCAGUGGAUUGA